Messenger RNA from Seminavis robusta, 2791 nucleotides. Lineage: Eukaryota; Bacillariophyta; Bacillariophyceae; Naviculales; Naviculaceae. The record is from the annotation of a GenBank genome assembly.
UUGAUGCAGCCUUCUCAAACAAAUCAAAUCAAUGCUGAGUGAAAAUAGAAGAGAGAGCACCUGGCAUAGUUGAGAUUCUCACAACAACUUGUUGAACGCAUUCUAACUUGAAGCAUUGAAUCGAAUCGUUGCCAGGUGCAGCAAGGUAUAGAAAAGAGAGAAAGAUCCUUGCCGCAGAGGAGCAGAAUUGCUUCAUUUUUUGCAACAACAAGGGCAUCUCUCGAAAUAGAUCUACCUACCAGUUGUACUUGGUAAAUUGGCGGACAGCACAACACACUCGGUUCAUUCAGUAAGAGGACCGUUUGCCUUUUUUGCAUCUGAAUAUUCCUUGCUUCAUUCAAGUGCUCAGAGUAGCAGCCAACUUUUUUCAUCAUCACAAUUCACAUUACGUACCAUUACUACAGUACAGUACAGUACAGUACUGUCAUAUUCAACCAUGGCGAAAGCAGCAUCUAAUACUAAGGACGAUCAUCAAGAAGAAGAAGAACAACGACAACGUCAACAACGUCAACCCAAUCCGUACCAGAUUCCUCUAUCGGGUCGAUUUUUGGUCUUGUCGUUUGUGUCGGCGGUUGUGACGUGCUUUGCGUUGGGAGCCUUGGCGCGUCGUAUUUUGUUGUUGCAACAUCAUCAAGGUCGCCUCGUCGAAGGAGGUCUCUCUACUAGUGCUUCUGCUUCGUCUGGACAAGAACAAAACAGUUUGCCGCCUCUCUUUGUGGCACCGCACAAGACAUUUCCGCAUACGAGAUACACGUCCAAACACUACGAUACCGGAUUGAGUGUCAGUAGUAAUACACUCUUGUCGCAUCGACAAAAGACAUCCACUACUACUGGUAGUACUCCCAACACUACUACUACUACUUCAUCCAACAACAGCAACACUAGUCCACCCGCAGAACAACAACAACAACAAGAAGAAGAAGUCCACGAACCCGCCGGUCAACACUUGCUGAUUGACAUUGAACACGUCGAUGGUGCCUUUUUGAAUUCCGAACAUCACUUGGCACAAGCCAUGAUUGAUCUCGUCGAACAGAGUGGACUUACCAUGCUCUCCUAUCAUUGUCACAAACUAUUGCCGGCUGGAAUCAGUUGUGCCGGAGUACUGCUCGAAAGUCACGUUUCCUUUCAUACGUGGCCCGUACAAGGAGUCAUUACGUUGGAUUUGUUCACAUGUGGUCCCAACUCACUGCUCAAUUUGCUCGAUGAUGUCAAUUCACUCUUUGCCAUUCCUUCUACUACUGCCACCACUUCUGUCACAACCAAACAACCCAACACGGUCUGGGCAUGGAAACGACGCGGAUUCCCCACGGACGAUGGAUACACGCCUGGAAUUUCCGAUUUGGGAACCACACUCCUCGGGGUACUCCAGUUUCCACAAAAGAAUCAAGUCUCGUUUGUCCAAACACCCUUUCAGACGGUACACAUUUACAAUGUCCUCGAUCCACGAUAUUCCCAUACACAUGCCGAAACACGCAUGUACCUCGAUGGUGUCUUGCAGUCGCGCGAACGCGGUCAAGCCGCCAAUGCCGAAGCACUCAUCCAUCCGGCAUUAUUGACGCAUCCCAAUCCGACUACGGUCACACUCAUUGGAGGAGGUGAUGGCGGAAGUUUGCGAGAAAUUCUCAAACAUAAAUCUGUCCAACAAGUCGAAUGGGCCGAAAUUGACAAGGCCGUGGUGGAAAUAUCACAAAAGUAUCUCUGGAGUCAAUGUCACGACUUUUUGUUUGAUCAACAAGAGAGUUCCAAUUCCUGUCGCGAUGAUCCCCGCGUCAAUUUGUACUAUGAAGAUGGAUUCAAGUGGUUUCAGAAACGAUAUGCCAACAAUAAUGAGACAACAAGCGGCGUGGUAGCACCAGCACCACGACAAGAUGUCAUUGUCCUCGAUGUCCUCAAUCCCGAAGACGAUGUCGACUUUUCCGAAGUCUUUUUUGACGAUGUCCAUUUUGCACAAGUCUGUUUUGAUGCCUUGCAAGACGACGGCAUUUUGGCCGUGCCAUUGGGAGGAGGACGAUCCAUUAACGAUCCACCCGAGUUACUCACGAGAGCACGACGCGUCGCCAAAUUGGUGGCCAACUUGGAAGGCGUCGGCUUUGCGGCCAUUCACGAAUACGAAGAUUCGCACACGGGAAAACUCGAAAUUGAUACCCAUUCCUUCCUCGUCGCAUUCAAGGAUGUCAACGCACGCCGCGAAUGGUUUCAAAAUGAAGCACAAGUUCAAGUCAAACUCCAACAGCGGCUCAUGACACCACUCAAGUACUUUGAUGGAGCUGUCAUGCAAUCCUAUCAAAUGCCAUCGCGGGCCAGUCAAGUCAUGUAUUGUCGGAAUAAUCCCGAUGCGAGUGAUUGUCAUCUACCAAACGAAGUUGAGCUCUGUGACGACCCAUUGCCGGCGCUUUCCAAAACAACUGCGGCGACAGUAGCACAGCAGCAAGGCAUUCAGUUGACGGAUGUCUACAACCCCUUUCGUAUUCGCAAUGCGUGGUUGUGUCCACAGAAAGAAGAAGAAGAGUUUACAACAACCACAACAACAAACCACACGACGACAUUGGAGGAGGGUGAAUGUGUCGCAGGAGAAGGACAAGAAUGCAUGGCGGUCUGAUUGGAUUCAAUUCAUUUCAAUUCAAUGGUUACUAGCUAGAUUGAUCAUCCAGUCGAAAGAGAAAGGCGGAAGAGACACACGAACAACACAACACCAAAGCAUAAGCAAGCAACACAAAGGAAUGAAGGCACGUUGUUAAGAAAACGAUACGGCCUUGAUGCAUUUUAAUUAAAAUAGAUAUGGAUUACAUCG